UUUUGACUGAUCUCAUCUCAGCUACCUAAGAACCGGAAGACCAAAACCAAGUAAGAGAAACAGGGUGAAAAGAUAGCAGAAACCAGCAGGACUCUGGGAUGCCAGGGACCUCAAGCGAGACCUUUGCCUGUGGGAGGAAGUCGGAGAGCGAAACCCGCCGAGAACCAGGAGCUCGGAGGACCAGCCUGUUGCUCUCUUCUCCCCCUCCUCCUUCUGGACUGGAAGGAUCGCUCUCCCCGUCCGCCUCCGGAGGUCAGUGUAAUCAACCGGAAGGCCGAAUGGAGGAGGUGUUACCGGACCUGAGCCGGAGGAACCAGUACAGACCCUCUGUGUUACGACAGGGCCAAAUGCAGCCUUCUAAACACUAUAUCGAGAACGGUUCACACACUCAGCCAAUCCUGGUCCCGGAGUCAGAGAGCCAGGACCCAGGCCCCCACUGGGGUUCAUCUCCCCCCGCGGGAGCUCCGUCUCCGGGCCGUCUCGCCGGCGCCUCCUCUCCUCUCCUCCCUCUCCCCUCCGGGAGAGGAGGGAGUCUGCAUCCCUACUCCCAGCACGCCAUGCAUCCCGACCACUCCAGACUCCCCGCCACAGGGGGCGCCAGAGGUCUGUUUGUGAGUGGGCUGUGCCGCUGGCUUGGGUGUGUCAGGUCGUUUGAAGAUAUCUCCAGCCUUUUUAUCCACCUGCAGGGAGAACAUGGCCUCACUGAGCAGAGCCUGACCCAGUAUAGAAGCCAGCAGGACAUGGUGCACUACCUGGAGAGAAAGCUGACCUUGGAGAAACAAAGACUGCGGUUGAUGGAGCGCCACAUCUCAGACACCAGCCCGGCCCAAUCCGCGGCAUAUGAUUGGUCGUACAGUCUGGCUCUCUACCUGGCCCCGCCCCCGGUGACAGAUGGGUUGGCUGCGCCGCCCGGAGUGGUGAAGGAUGUGGUGGACUUCGCUCAGCAGGGCUGCUGGCCCAAUGGCCCAGCACACCUUCUGCCAGAUUAUGUCCCCAGCAUUGAGUGUUACAAGUAUAACAACAUCAGGCCCCCCUACACCUACGCUUACCUCAUCAGAUGGUCCAUCCUGGAGUCCCCGCUGAAGCAGCGCAGCCUGAAUGAGAUCUACACCUGGUUCUCCACCAUGUUCUUCUACUUCAGACACAACACGGCCACCUGGAAGAACGCCGUGCGCCAUAACCUGAGCCUGCACACGUGCUUCGUGCGCAUGGAGGGGGGGAAGGGCGCGGUGUGGACUGUGGACGAGAGGGAGUACCAGCGGAGGAAAGGACCCAAGUACCACAGGUACCUCACAAUCACUACAGUGGAGAUUAGAGGUACUACAGGUGUGUUUAGAAGCACUACAGGUGUCUUCAUUUACUGCUGGUGUUUUGGGUUUGGUUCUGAGAUAUUACUGGUGGGUUUAGGAGUAAUACAGGUGUGUUUGAGUAUUUGAUUAUUUAAGGUGUGUUUAAAUACUACAGGAGUGAUUAGUUGAUUAAAUCAACUACGUGUAAAAGUACCACAGGUGUGUUUAGUUAAAUCUUUCAGGUGUGUAUGAAUACUACAGCUGUGUUAAAUUCAUUAUGUAAUCCAGGUGUGUUUAAAUACUACAGGUGUGUUUUGUUCCUUUAGUCCACCAGGUGAAUUUGAAUACUACAGGUGUGUUUAGUUCAUUUAUCCUACAGGUGUGUUUAAAUACUACAGGUGUGUUUAGUUCCUUUAGUACACCAGGUGAAGUACUCCAGGUGUUUUACAUCUACUGCAAGUGAUUUUAAAUCUGAGACAGAGUGAAUAAGAAACCCUGUCUUUCCUCCAGGGACCAACCCGGGAGUUUGAUGUCACCUUACUCACAUUUCCGACCUGGAGAAUCGUGAGGACGUUGUGUCCACUGGUCUGCAACGGUUAUUUUCCACCAGAAGAGGGCGAUUUUACGGCGAAUUAUAUUCGGACAGUGCGGUGGCAAAUUUGCGUUUCUAUUAACGACUAUAACUAUGAUGGGUUUAAAGAAGCUAGGGUCGAAUAUCUGGAGGAACCAGCCAGAGUAAGCUACCUUUGGAAAGUAUCCAUCCGGAAAAAUCCCAUCCUACCUUCAGGUCUCCCUCCAACGCUACUACCCAAAAAUACUUCAAACAAAUGACUAGCUCGCUAGCCUUAGCAUAGAUCUGCCUAGCCAAAUUUUGUCAAUUUCUUGUUAGAUACAUUUUUUAAUUCAUUGCCAUCGGGUUUUAGAGAAUGUCAACAAUAAUAAAAAGAAGCUUGAAUAAAUUGCCUAUCCAAACUUUAACCCUACAUCUUUACCCUGACCAUAACUUGAAUAUCAAUCUGUAACCAGACAAUUUCAGAUUACCAUUGAAUACUACCUACAUGUAACCAUUGCAAAUCAAUGACCUAAUCGUAACCAUUUCUACUAAUUGUAUAAAAGGGGAAAAUAACCAUUAAACUGUAUAUAGUGAGCUAUAUUCAGACUUGUUUGUCAGAAAAGUAAUAAAGCCUAUCCAAACACCCCAGGAAGUGAAUACAACAAUGACUUGUGUGAAUUAUGCUAUUAUAGAAUCUCAAUCUUUCCAUGAAAAAGGGAUGUUUUAGUGAACAAAAGGGAGCCAGAUAUGACCUUAUAAGAUUUGUAAUUUAACAGUAAUUCAGUUCCCCACUGUGAGCCUACGCAGAGAAUCCGCUAGAAGUUGGGGCGAGCUCUGUGAUGUGUCCCCGGUGUCCUAACUUCAUCAUGGAAACUGUGAGCCACGCCAGUUUCAAAAUGACCGAGCUAAGCAUUUCUAUAUUUAAAAAAAGAGUAACUUAGAUACCUAUGGUCUGAUUACUCAUAUACGAUCAUUUGUCUAGUCGAUCCAGUGACAGGAAAUAUUGAACAUAAAGGAAGUGAUGUCCUUUGAGCACAUAUAAAACCGUAUCAUAAGCAAUAAGUUUAAAAACAUUCUUCCUCUUUAGUUUCUCCUUGAGCUACGGGUCUGUUUCACAACCUAAUAUUUCUUCCUUCUUUCUUUCUUCAUAGUUGCAGGUUAUAGUCUGACAUAUCUCCCUUUUGCAUGAUUGAAGGGUUUGUACAGUAGCUGCUAAUAAAAUGAACCCUUUUUGGGGGUUUUGGACAGGAUCUCGUUACACGUCCACCUCCAGAUGUACAAAACAGGUGUCCCUUCCUUCCUAUACAAAGAGCUGGAGGCGUUGGUGGAAGUCAUGCUAUCGUGUCUGUGUAUCCAGACGGCAUCAAAGACACCUCUGGUAGGACGAAAGUACAGGUUGGUAUAAAUGUCAGUGUGAGUCAGUCUUUGGGUGGUUCUCCAUGGUGGUGCAUGUUUUCGAGAACGCAUGACCUGGAUGUUGAUAACAAAAAAAGAGAAAACCAGUUCGGAGUUUUUCAGGGGAUUUCAAAUUCAUAAAUAGGGUUUGCAGGUUUCAGCCACCGAAAUAUAUGUUCCAUGGUGUCACGACUCAACGCCAAGAAAGUCAUCGUUCUGUCAGAUAGAAACAAUUAAUAUCAGGUUCAAAACACACACUGGAUAUCCAAGAUAAUAUCUGGG
Messenger RNA from Gadus chalcogrammus (walleye pollock), 3519 nucleotides. It is a transcript of the gene foxp3b, whose product is annotated as forkhead box P3b. Gene Ontology annotation, biological process: regulation of transcription by RNA polymerase II. The transcript is spliced from 11 exons. Gene Ontology annotation, molecular function: DNA-binding transcription repressor activity, RNA polymerase II-specific; RNA polymerase II cis-regulatory region sequence-specific DNA binding. Lineage: Eukaryota; Metazoa; Chordata; Actinopteri; Gadiformes; Gadidae. Gene Ontology annotation, cellular component: nucleus. Bases 99 to 1436 code for a protein of 445 amino acids. The record is from RefSeq and is a predicted model, not a curated record.